AUGGAGAAAGGCCCCCUCAAAAGCAAAAAUGUGAAAGGAUACAGCCCCAAGGCCAAGGCGUUUGCACAUAACUUGAACAAAAUGAAGCAGACUAAACUCACUGUGGGCAGCCUGGGACUGGGCCUGAUCAUCAUCCAGAAUGGGCCCUACCUCCAGAUUAGCCACCUCAUCAACAAAGGGGCUGCAGCCAGUGACGGAACACUCCAGCCAGGUGAUGUUCUGUUUAGUGUUGGACAUGCCAAUGUGUUAGGAUAUACACUCCGUGAAUUUUUAAAGCUUUUGCAAAAUAUCACCAUAGGAACAGUGCUGCAAAUCAAGGUUUACCGCAACUUUAUUGACAUACCCCAGGAAUGGCAAGAUGUAUAUGAUUUACUCCCCGAGACUAAAUUUCCAAUCCCACACACACCAAAGAAAACAACGCAGACAAAAGAUGAGUCUUUUGUAAGCACUGAUGACCAUGAAGAUGCAGUUUUAGAUAAAAGACUUAAGUAUUACAGAUCUCCUCGGUCAGUCUGGAAUCACCCUGUAAGGACACCAGUAUCAAUCUCCACAGAAUGGCAUGGAUAUAAAAAGAAGGACCAUACUAUUAGUGUUGGGAAAGAUGUUAACUACGGUGUAGUAAUUCACAAAGAUGACAAAGAACUGAGGACCCCUUCUCCAUACUGGACAAUGGCAGAGCAAGACAAGGCCAUCUCCUCCUCUUCUUCCACUGAGACUUCCUCCAACUCAGAUGUCUUUUGCCUGGAGGACUAUGCACAGGUUGAGGAGGGCAAAGGUCAACAGGUAUCAAAGUCUGGUUAGAUACUGGUUUGCAAAUCUGUGGCCACAGGACUUUUUAUUUUUAAAUAUCCAAUUUUUAAUGCCUUCCCAUGUGCAGGUCUAUAGAUUUCCUACAUGACCUACCAGCUCUUCUAUGACUGCAAAAAAACCCUUCACAGACCUUCUUCCAUUAACAGCUGAGGACUUCCCUGUGGUCUAACAGGCUCCACAGAGCUAUUCUUAGAAUCAUAUCAUUCACUCAGCUUGUACAACAUCAAGCAGAAGAACCCAAUCAUCAGAAUGGCUGAACACUUGUCCUAUAAGGUAAAGUUUUCUUUGCAUUUUUUGGGCUGGCUGUUUACAUUACAACCCCUGCCCCUACCCUUUCAGUGACACUUUUACUUGUAAUGUCAGGUUGAGAGUUAU
Messenger RNA from Psammomys obesus (fat sand rat), 1185 nucleotides. RefSeq names its product PDZ domain containing 9 (gene Pdzd9). Gene Ontology annotation, molecular function: protein binding. The coding region runs from base 1 to 801 and encodes 266 amino acids. Lineage: Eukaryota; Metazoa; Chordata; Mammalia; Rodentia; Muridae. The transcript has 4 exons. The record is from RefSeq and is a predicted model, not a curated record.